AUGGAAAUUAAUGUGGAUUUCAAUUUGGAAGAUUUUGUAACUGCUGUUGAAGAGAAACCAGUUCUUUGCGACUAUAACUUCGAACAAUAUAGUGAUACAAUUGCUAAAGAAAUACAUGCGAAAGGCGCUGACUCCGCUCCCGGAGCAAUCAAGCUACCCGUUACGCGAAAUGGACUCGACAAAGCAGAUCAGUUGUCAUUGGAGGAUAGUCAGACUCUUAUGAAAAGAUAUCUUCAGUGUCCAGGAAUGUGUAGAGUCGAUGUACUUAAGAAAUUUGUCAGAAAUAAGUACAAUGUCGAUACCAGUCAGUUUUACAUUGAUAUCCUGUACAAGCGGGUGCCUUUGCCAGAUCAUUAUACCUUAAUAGAUAUAGCUUAUAUCUAUUCAUGGAAGAGAAAUGAACCGAUGAAGUUCUUUUUCCGUAUUACCGAGUUGAACAAAGUAUCUGAAAGAUUUGAUUACUUUGAUUCGAAAAAUGCGACCGAAUUAUUAGUCAAAGCUCCUGUAAAAGCAUCGAGAAACAACGGUGCAGCGGCUGCUAGAAGGAAGGUGCACAUCAUGAACAAGAAAAAUUCCAAAACCAACAAACAAGCCCAAGUAAAUGGUUGUGAUAAACUGAAAAGUGAAAAAUGUGAAAAAAUCUCAAAAACUUUGAAAGAUAAUAAAACGGGUAGUGAUAACUCUGGAACGUGUGCUAAACCUGUGGAAUGUGAUAUUAUUAGUGAACAAAAAACCGAUGAACAAAAACUGAAUAAUGAUAAAGAAAAUGUAAAAGUUGAAGUAAAGGAAGUAGAGAAAGAAAGUGAACAUCGCACGGAUACUACAGAAGAAAAUCCGAAACGAUUUAUUUUAAAAAUAAAGAAGGAUCCCGAAAAAGCUAACACUUUAAAGACUGAGGAUAAUUGUGCUACGUUCAAACUAAGUGUUACCAGCCCAGCAGACUUUAAAGAUAGUAAAAAUCAUUCAACAAGUAAUAUAGUGAAACCUGCAGAAGUCUCCGGGCAUUUAAAAAAUAACGUUCAAAACCAACAAAAAGAUAUCAAAAAUUCUGUGUAUACGAACAUUACGCUUAAUCGGACAAACAAUGUCGAAAUUAUCACACAAGUUCAAAAAGUGACAAACAAAGAAGGUCAAUCAGUUGGCUUUAAUAUAAUAAAACAAACUAUUAAACCGAAUGAACCAAAGCAAAAGAGAAAAUCGGAAGGUGAGAGGUCACCUAUCAAAACAAAAACUAAAGCAGCUAAUGCCCAAAGCAGCGAAUCGGAAAUUUUGUCAAAAAAGAUUUGUGAAAAAAACGAAUCUGUUAUGGUGGAGGCGAAACAAAGUAUAAAAGAAGUACAACCAGAACAUUCUAGUAAUAAACAUGAUGAUAAAGCUAAAUUUUUUGAAGCCAUACAGCUCAUUGCUACGAAUUCUCCUGAAACUGAGGCAAGGAAUACUAUUAAAGAAGAAUCUCCAAAACGGAAAACAAUUAGUCCUAUAAAAAAAGAAUCUCCUAAAAAAACUAAAUUAGAAAAGAAGCCUGUCACACGGAUUAUACUACAAACUAAACCAAAACCAUCACCAAUUUCGAAACCACCCGCAAUCUCCAAACCAUCCGAGAAAUUAUCAACGCCAGGUCUUCAGUCGUUAAUAGAAAAUUGUAAAAUACCCUCCUCAUUAUCAAUAACAUUAAAAGACAGCACUGAAAAUAGCAAACCUACCACUCUGCUUCCUCCUGUAAAUAAUUAUAUUGAAAUUUUAAAAUUACCCGAUGAAAAUAAAUCAUCAAAUUCUGAUAAAGAUGGUAACAAGAGCAGUAAACUCAGUUUUAGCUUCUGUUUGAAUGACGAUAGUGAACAAAAGGUAGACGAAGAUUUAGCAGAGAUAGCAAAAAGUCUUACCGAAAAAAUUCCUAUGUCCACCACCAUCUCCCAAAUAAUCGGACCUAAACCAGAUUUUCCGAUUCCCAUUAAAACUAACGUACCGCUUAAAUACAAUAUUCAGCCAUCUUCCGUACCUGAAAUUACGAACAAGCUUCUUAAUGUGCCAAAAGAUAAUAAACUUAAUCCAAGAUCCCCCCAGUCAUUCCAGAAGAUAUUCGAAGAAUCCAUUAAAAAACCUGAUACUACAAGUGCGAUUCCUGAAAAAGCUGUGCAAAAAUCUUUAAUAGACUCAACUAACGAAGUGUCUAGCACUUCUAGCAGCAAGCGAAACGUUUCGGACAUCGCCUCACAGUUGCACAAAAAGAUCAAGCUGGAACACGAAAAGAAUCAAAUAGAUUCUACGACUCCUAAACCAUUACCCAAAGUAGCUAUUCCCCGAUUGCCUAAUAAUAAGCUGCCGCAGCAAACAUUAACUAAUAUGCAUUCGAACGCUUUGGGACUUAAUUACACUAUUUCAGUAGGAUCUAAUGUAGGCCCCAAAACGAAUGGUAUUACAUCAAAAAAAGAUGUAGAUAUUCCCAUUAAAUCUGCAAUAGUCGACUUUAAACCUACUUCUUAUCCUUCCCCGCCGGAACUAUCCCCUAAACCGACUGCUAUUCCUAGAAAUCUUUCGCCAUGUUUAGGUUUUAGUUCACCCAGAAACUCUCCUAAACAUUCACCAAAAUCGUCUCCCAUGGUUAAACAUAUGUACGCACCCCUACCGAGUUUAAUGAUGGACCAACUGAGAGUGAAUACUUAUUCACCAAAAUUACCCUCACCGAGUACUUACAGUAAAAAUGUAUCUCCUAAUUUGCCUAGUUCUUCAACGAGUUCUCAAAGUCCUAACAGUUCAAGCGUGUCACCGAAAGCACCUCCUGUUACUUCCAGUCUUACAAUCAGCACAUCUCAGGUUACAGUUCCUUCAAAAAUUAGUCCAAAACCUAGUUCUAGUUCUAGUAGUCAAAGUUCCCCUCUUAGCCCUAAUCAGAUAUUGGAAAAGUACAAUAUCCAGAAUUUGGCUCAACUCACUGCUAGUUUAAAUUUUAAACCAGCCAAUUUCAACAUGAAUCCCAGCAAUCAGUUGGCAGCUAUCCAACACGCAAUGCUAUUAAAACAUUUCGAAAUGCAAAAUAGACAGAAUUGGUUAAAUAUGAGCCAGGGCUCUGCGCACCAAUAUGAAAAAUAUUUGCAAAGUCUGCAGAAUAUGAAAACCUCCCAAAGCCAACUUCUUAGUAAUAUAAAAGAAAAUUAA
Molecule: messenger RNA, 3156 nt
Organism: Diabrotica balteata
Lineage: Eukaryota; Metazoa; Arthropoda; Insecta; Coleoptera; Chrysomelidae
Source: the annotation of a GenBank genome assembly